AUGAGUAAUAAUCCGAAACCGACAAAAAGGUCAUCAGAGCCUAGUACAUCGCGAGUUGCAAGAAGAAAACGACUAAAUAGUUCGGAAGUGGAAGAAUUUUUACGGGACUCAGACGAAGAUGUUUAUGCAGGGAGUGAUGUAGAUGAUUUAGACUACAUAGCCGACGAAGGUGAUGCAAGUUCAGAAUCUGCAGGAGACGAGGAGGAGGAGGAAAACGUGGAGGCUGUGCCUGAACAACGUUUCGAUGCCUCUAGUGAUCAGACUCCAUCGUCGCCACCGACUGACCUUCAGCAGCCAUCCAGAACAGCAUCUACGACACGUUGGACUACCAAUUCUAGUUCGAUGAGAGAUAUUUCUUUCACGAAGACAAAUGAACUGCUUGUGCCACCGCCAGACAGUCCUAGAGGGUAUGUUGAUUUAUUUCUUACUGAUGACUAUCUACAAAAAAUCGUCGAUUCCAGUAAUAGAAAUGCAGAUAACAUAAGGAAUUCUACGCAGUUUCGCAGGUCUCGUAUUACGAAUUGGAAACCACUAACUAUAGAAGAAUUGAGAAUAUUUAUUGGUUUACUUUAUCACACUGGCACAGCGAAAAUGAACCGCUUGGUUGAUUACUGGAAAUCGCAUCGAUUGUAUAAGUCAGUUUUCUCUGAUUACAUGUCGAGAAACAGGUUCCAACUUAUUUUGCGAUGCCUACAUUUUGUUGAAGAAGGUGACGAUCCUGCCCGCAUGAAUAAAUGCAAAAUGAUAAUAAAUACCUUCAAUGAAACAAUGGACAGGAUUUAUUAUCCCGGUAGAAAUUUGUCUUUGGACGAAUCUAUGGUUUUAUUUCGUGGCCGCCUGAUAUUUCGGCAAUACAUAAAAGGAAAAAGACACAAAUACGGAAUAAAACUUUAUAUAUUGUCAGAACCAAAUGGAACUAUUAUAAGAGUUCAUGUUUUUGCCAGUACAAUGGAUGAAACUUCUGGCCCAGGACACACAGAAAAAAUUGUAGAAAAGUUAUUGCAAAAUAAUUUAGAUUCCGGCCACGCUGUCUUUAUGGACAAUUUCUAUAACAGCUAUAGCUUAGCUACCAAAUUAUUGGACAGGAAUACCUACUGCACUGGCACAUUGAACAAGAAACGCAAAGAUAAUCCAUCAGAAGUGAUUUCCAAAAAACUAAAAAAAGGUGAAAAUAUUUCACGCUAUCGUAACGGUGUUCAUAUAGGAAAAUGGAAGGACAAAAGAGAACUAAAUUAUAUCUCAUCGCAAUUCGCGGAUCAAAUGCAGGAAAUUACCAACAAAUGCGGCAUUGUUGUAUUAAAACCAUUAGCUGUCCUACAAUAUAAUCAAAACAUGUCAGGCGUAGAUCUACAAGAUCAAAUGCUCAGCUAUUACCCCUGUGAAAGAAAAACUCUAAGGUGGUAUGUGAAAAUUUUCAUACAUGGUAUAAUGAUGAGCAUGACAAAUGCUCGACAACUCUACAACAAAUUCUCAGGCAAGCCUAGCUUAUCGUUAUAUGAUUUUAGAGAAAAAGUAAUUGAGUCAUUUUUGCCUGAACGUCAAAUUGAGCCACAAGUGUCGCAGGCGUCGCAGCAAUCUAAAAACCACAGAUUGACUAAAAUAGAGAAAUCUAAAGAGCGUUUUUUCAGUACUGGUAGAAAAGCUACUGUAACAGCUAGAAAGGAUUGUCGAAAUUAUUAUUCGAAUAAAAAAAGGGUAAAUACUACUAUGGAAUGUAAGCAAUGCCCUAAUACCCCCCCGUUUUGUAUUGAUUGUUUUUUUGACCUGCACAAGUUUGCUGGUUUUUCUAAUAAGUAA
Messenger RNA from Parnassius mnemosyne (clouded apollo), 1797 nucleotides. The record is from the annotation of a GenBank genome assembly. Lineage: Eukaryota; Metazoa; Arthropoda; Insecta; Lepidoptera; Papilionidae.